UCUACCUCCUCUCCCCAGUUUUCAUAACGAAUCACCGAUCGCAAUUUUUUUCCAAGAAAAAAACAGAGACCCAAAGAAAAAACCCCUCUCUCUCUCUCUCUCGCCUCUGAUUUUCGCCGCUUUCUUCGAGUGAUCGUCCAUGGCGGAGAUCGACCACGGACGGGAGCCUCUCGUGGCGCGGGAGAACAAGUUCACGCGCUGUGUCUCCCACGCGCAGGACGAGCUUCAGAGCUUCCGCAAAUACCUCCGAUGGAUGUGCGUCGACCAAUCGAAUCCGUGGACGGCGGUUCUCUCGUGGUCGAUGUUCGUCGUCUUCACCCUCGUCGUUCCGGCGACUUCCCACGUCCUCCUCGCCUGCGCCGACUGCGACAGCCGCCACUCUCGGCGUUACGACGCCGUCGUCGAGCUCUCCCUCAGCAGCGUCGCGAGCCUCUCUUUCCUCUGUCUCUCCAGAUUCGUCAGCAAGUACGGUCUCCGAAGGUUUCUCUUCUUCGAUAAGCUCUGGAACGAGAGCGAGACAGUUCGGCGAGGCUACACCGAUAAGCUCAACACAUCGGUUAAGCUUCUCUCCUACUUCGUGGCCCCUUGUUUCUUAGCAGAAAGCGCGUACAAGAUAUGGUGGUACGGUUCAGGCGCAUCUCAGAUCCCCUUUCUUGGAAACGUUGUCCUGAGCGAUACAGUGGCUUGUCUCAUGGAGCUCCUAUCAUGGCUGUACCGUACGACCGUCAUAUUUCUCGUCUGUGUCCUCUUCCGCCUCAUCUGUCACCUUCAGAUCCUUCGCCUUCAGGACUUUGCUUCACUCUUCCAGGUGGAUUCAGACGUUGGAUCUGUCUUGUCCGAACAUCUCCGCAUCAGACGCCAUCUCAGGAUCAUCAGCCACCGUUUCCGCACUUUCAUAUUGUGGUCUUUGAUUCUUGUAACCGGAAGCCAGUUCACUUCCUUGCUUGUUACCACUAAGGCUUACGCCGAAGUGAAUAUCUACAGGGCUGGAGAACUCGCGCUUUGUUCUAUGACGCUGGUCACAGCUCUGCUGAUUCUGCUUCGGAGUGCCUCAAAGAUCACACACAAGGCUCAGGCAGUGACAUGCCUCGCCGCCAAGUGGCAUGUAUGCGCGACGUUAGAAUCAUUCGAGACGAUGGAUGGCGAGACUCCGAGGCUAGCUUCUCGAGACGCCGCCCCCCAUGGUGUGGAUCCUGAUAUGGGGGACACCGAGAGCGACGAUUAUGGAGACGAAGAAGAUGAUCUUGACAACAACAAUCUCAUCCCUGCUUAUGCUUACAGUACCAUAUCUUUCCAAAAGAGACAAGCUCUAGUGACUUAUUUCGAGAACAACAGAGCAGGGAUCACGGUUUUCGGGUUUACCCUCGAUAGAAGUACUCUGCAUACCAUCUUCGGAAUCGAAAUGUCUCUGGUCCUGUGGCUUCUCGGCAAGACAGUCGGCAUUUCUUGAAGAACAAGAAAAGCUUUCAUAGCCAGAGUGCGCGUGUAUUUGAGAGGGUUCCUGCGUUACAAGAACACACUUUCUGUGAUUGGAUCUGUUUUACUGUAAAUCAUCUGUUUUCUGAUUUGUAGUUGCUUUUUUUGACAGAGGGCUUGUGUUGGGUGGAUGGUUUACUGUAAAUUAGAUUCGUUUUGGAACUCUCGUCUUUUCCUGUCCUAAAUUUGGAAUAAAUUAUUUAAUUUUUCCUA
This is a messenger RNA of Tarenaya hassleriana, 1689 nucleotides long. RefSeq lists its product as uncharacterized. Bases 140 to 1450 code for a protein of 436 amino acids. The record is from RefSeq and is a predicted model, not a curated record. Lineage: Eukaryota; Viridiplantae; Streptophyta; Magnoliopsida; Brassicales; Cleomaceae. The transcript has 4 exons.